Molecule: messenger RNA, 591 nt
Organism: Spirometra erinaceieuropaei
Lineage: Eukaryota; Metazoa; Platyhelminthes; Cestoda; Diphyllobothriidea; Diphyllobothriidae
Source: the annotation of a GenBank genome assembly
AUGAAUUUGAUUCUCAUUUUCUUUGGCUCGAUCACUGUGUUGGCCGCUUUGCCCUUCGGAGGGGCUUUCACCUUCGCCGAUGACCUUGACGCGGAGGCGUUCCACCUUCCCGAUCGAUUUUACCCUUCCAGUCGAUAUCCCUUCCUCACUGACGAGGAACUUCAAGCAGAGGAUGGGGAGAUAUAUUUCGAGGACUGCUUUGAGUUAACCUGUCAUACAGGUGACUACGGAGGCUUCGGAUGCCGAGACGGAUUCUGCGAUUACAUCUGCGAGCCCGACGGUUGCUACGAGACGGAACGCUUGAAGGCAUCUGGUGGUCGAGCGUCUCGUUCUGUCGGGGCAAUACGCCGACAGGCCAGACGCGACUUCACCGGACAUCUGGAAAUCUUUGGCAGAGUGGACUUUGAAGGCUGCAGCGCGAAACACUGUCGUUUCGGGGAGUACGAGGGCUACGCAUGUCACGAGGGCAUCUGUGGUUACGUGUGCAAGGGAAGCAUGUGUAGAAGUCGUCUGAAAGAGCUGAGUGAAGAUGAGAGCGCUGCCGACGACCCUGAUGACUACGAGGAUUAUGAUGAAGAUGAAGAUUACUAG